AUGAUGGCUGCAGCUACAUGGAGCGAGAUUCGGGACCUCGCAGAUCAGCUAAAAACGACGCAAGAAAGAGGAUGUGCACAGACUCUUUCAGAGCGUACUUGGGUGGAUGUCGUUCGUUAUUUGAUUGAUACCAACAGACUUAAGCUAAUUUUCACAACGGAUGGUCGUUCGUACCUGACAAAAGAAGAGCUAGAAAAAGAAAUACGAGAAGAAGUUGAAGCCCAUUCUGGACGAAUAUCUUUAAUCGAAAUAGCCUCUAAUAUAGACGUGGACCCUCUGAUUGUUGAAGCACGAGCGGCCGAAAUGAUUGCAGCAGAUGCACAAGACAAAUCUUCAAAUCGGUUACUUAGUUUGCCUGGAGAAUUGAUAGACGAGUCUUAUGUGCGUCAGGUUGCGCACGAAAUUCAGGAUAUGUUUGAAGAACGAGGACAAGUUAGUAUUGGAGAACUUGCCACUGCCUUCGGACUACCAACGGCUUUCUUGUUAAACAUUAUAAACGAAUACCAAGGAACGUUGUUUCGUGUUCAAAAGUACGGUGAGAAGUACCUGACAGAUGCUUAUAUGACAACCAAUCGAGCCAAAGUGCGGGGCUACUUUACCGCCCUGAUGCGCCCAGUUACCUUAAGCGUUGCAUCCACCAAGCUGGGCAUUCCGGAAAACCUCCUAACUAGCAUUGUCUCCAGCCUAAUAAGCAGUGGACAAUUGUGCGGAAGUUUGAUAGCUGGGCGCGGGACUUUUGUUCCAUUGUGCUACACAAAUGCGGAGGACAAUUACAUCAAUGCGUUUUACAACCAAAACGGCUACGUUGAGUGGAGUUACUUGAAACGCCUCGGCAUAUCUGAUCCUGCAGUGUAUCUUAAGAAUCUUCUACCGAAAGCAACUCAUUUGUCUGGUGUAUCUGUCGGACCUGUUCUCUUAGAUCAGUUGAAAGCCACUGUUGAAGAAGCUGUUCGUGAGUCCACAUGGGUUGAUCUAACUCACUGUCUGCCACCCGGUUUGGAGACGAAAGAACGCAUGCAAGUAAUUGGUCCGUAUAUCAAGAGUUCACCUCUUCAACCGGUUGCGGGAGGCGCUUUUAUCGUCUCGGACGUGUACAUAAACCAAUGUGAAUCAGUAUUUGAAAAGUUUCUGAAACUUCGGGCUCAGGAAGUUUUCGACGAACACAGGCGUUCCAUACCCGCGUCUACAACUUACACGAUUGUAGAGGCUGAGCAACCGUCAAAGCGUGGAACCCAAUCCUCUAAAGGUGGUUUUGGUUUCGGUGCGCGUGAGGUGAAGACGAAAAAUGUGAAGAAAAAAUAUGUACCAGGGAAGAAGAAGGCUGGUUCUCAUAACCCCACGGGUCCGGAUGAUGAAAGUGCUGGAAAUCUACCAGAUGGUUCCUCAAAUAUGCUGAGUUUUUCAAAACAUGUGAAUGAGGACGAACUUAACCAACUACUCGCUGGUGAGCUUCCUUCGGAUGUUCCGGAAGAAGUUGUGGAGGGUGUGGUUACCCUGUUGUUCCCCAAACUGGAACGUUUGUUUGCAAAGAUUAUUGAAUCGCUUUCCAGUGAGGAUACUGGAAUUAGACGAGGGAAUAUAGGUCAAAUACAAGAGGCAGUUAAUAACAUGUUAUUCUCAAUCCAGCUGAUGGAACGAGGAAUUAACGAGAUCACGGAUCAAGAACUGCGACAGUCAUUGAUUCGCUCUCUGGUGAAGAUUCAUGGGAACGGAAUUGUGGAUAAACUUUGCGAAGAGUUGGCUCGGUAUCACGGACUCCCAUGGCCACCGGGUUCGCCAGAAAAAUCCCCUCGAGAUGAGGUCGUAAAACCCACAGAAGUCGGUUCAACAUCUAACGAGCAAGUUACUGUCGAGCAGCGACACAAGUUUAUCGAUCAGUUAAAGCGUCUAGGCACUCCCGAAGCCAAAAAAUGUGCAGCAAGUCUACACGGGCUGCUAGAAAAGAUACGAGCUUUCUUGUCCGGAUUCUGUUCAAUUACCGAUUUCUAUUCCGUUCUAGACAACUUUGCCACGGAAGAGGUUGGUAUUAAACUGUCUACAUUACAUGCCCAUUCGGACAACAAGCGAAAGCGCGAGGAACGAAACAAAGCGAAUGAAUUGGCGUUACAAGUCGAGCUACAAUUGUCGAAUGCGUGUGAAGAGUUCAAAUCCGCUCCGGCUUUACAGCAGGCGGCAACAGCGGCGUUGGCCGCUGUUUGCCUAUUCGCACAGGUCGCCACAGGUUGGCCAGUUACCGCGCCUGGACGUUAUGUCCCAGAAUUGGUUACAUGGCUUUCGGAUUUCGUCAAAUCCACUCAGAAAGCUCCCGCAUUACCACCUGCUUUAAAUUCAUUUGUUUCUUCGUCUGCCAUGAACAAUCUACAUGUUUUGACCAGUUACAUUGCUCAACACAUGCACACAUCCGAUGAGGCUGAUUUGGCCGAAAGCUUGACCGAGCCCAUUUCGGAAUUGGUAACCGUAGCUAAAGAGUGUAGAAAGCAGUUAUAUGCUUGA
Molecule: messenger RNA, 2493 nt
Organism: Echinostoma caproni
Lineage: Eukaryota; Metazoa; Platyhelminthes; Trematoda; Plagiorchiida; Echinostomatidae
Source: the annotation of a GenBank genome assembly